Molecule: messenger RNA, 1399 nt
Organism: Argentina anserina (silverweed cinquefoil)
Lineage: Eukaryota; Viridiplantae; Streptophyta; Magnoliopsida; Rosales; Rosaceae
Product: 30S ribosomal protein S9, mitochondrial
Exons: 4
Coding region: 42-1112 (356 amino acids)
Biological process (GO): translation
Cellular component (GO): mitochondrial small ribosomal subunit; ribosome
Molecular function (GO): structural constituent of ribosome; RNA binding
Source: RefSeq, a predicted model, not a curated record
CAAACACACCCCAUUUCUUCUUCUCGUCUUCACCACCCACCAUGCUCUCUCGUCUCCUCCCCAAACCCUCACAUUUCUCUCUCCUAACCCGAAUCUCCUCAAAAUUCCACCCAUGUCCCCAGCCCCAAAACCCCACCACUCUCCCCAGAUUCUUCUCCUCCGGCGGCGGCGACGACCAGUCCCCCUCCGACGUCUGGAAGCUCUCUAAAGACACCCACGAGAGCUACGAUCCAUUGUUCGGCGAAAGCUCCGGUAACGUCGUCGAGACGGCCGACGCCGGUUCGUGGAAGGGCGGCGAUGAGUGGGACACGGCGGAGGGGUUCAAGCCGUGGAGCUUGGGAGGUGAGGAAGAGAAGAACGACGAUUUGUUUAAAGUCGGCGAUGGGUUUGAAGGUGAUAAAGGUGUGAAGAUUGAGGAGGAGGAAGAUGAGGAGAAGAAGAAGGAGGAGGAGAAGAGGCUUGAGAUUAAGGAGGAGGAGCUCACUGCUGUAAUUAAAGGUCCAAACCGUGCAUUUGGUGACCUUAUUGCCGCAUCUGGAAUCACAGAUGACAUGCUUGACAGUUUGAUUGCAUUGAAGGAUUUUCAAGGGAUAAAGGGAUUGCCGCCACUACCUGAUAUACAAGACAUCCGCUAUCAUAAAAGUACAAGUAAAUCUGCAAGAGCUGAUAUAGAGCGCCAGAAGCAGGAGGAAGUUGCCAAAGCAAGAGUGAGACAAGUGGAUGACAAGGGAAGAGCUUAUGGAACUGGAAGAAGGAAAUGCAGUAUAGCGCGUGUCUGGAUUCAACCUGGUCAUGGUAAUUUUGUCAUCAAUGAUAAACAGUUUGACGUCUAUUUUCCGAUGCUCGAUCAUCGUGCUGCUAUCCUUCGACCUUUUUCUGAGACAAAAACCUUGGGCCUUUGGGACAUCGAUUGCACCGUUCAAGGCGGUGGUCUCUCAGGUCAAGUUGGAGCAAUACGAUUAGGAGUUAGCAGGGCCUUGCAAAAUUGGGAACCAGAUUUGCGUCCUACACUCAAAGCUUCUGGUUUCUUAACUAGGGAUCCACGUGUUGUGGAAAGGAAAAAACCAGGAAAAGCAGGAGCAAGAAAGAGCUUCCAAUGGGUCAAGCGUUGAUCAGUUGUGAGUUUGAUUCUGUGCAACCAGUUUUGUUUGGAACUUCAAUUCACCGCAAUAACUUGUUGAAUUCAGUCAUAUGGCCUUACAUGGCAUUGAUAGUGGGUGUAGCUUGUAAUAGACCAGCAGUCUUAGAAGAAUUGUGAAAAAAUUAGCAUUGGUCAGUUUGAGUUAUUCAAUCUUGAAGGAGAUCUAUGUUGGUUUUUUAUUUAUUGUACAAUACAAGCUCCUAUGUACCAUUUCUUACACUAGUUCUCUACUGGUUCAUUUGAGGAACUUUGAUCCAA